Paramecium sonneborni is the source of this 3639-nucleotide messenger RNA. Lineage: Eukaryota; Ciliophora; Oligohymenophorea; Peniculida; Parameciidae. The record is from the annotation of a GenBank genome assembly.
AUGAAAAAAUUUGCAAAAGAACUAAUAGGUUAAACUUUGGAAGAUGAAAUUAUUGAAAACUAAGAUAUUAAUUUGAUGUUAAUUUAUAUUUAUUUCUUGGUUUAAAUUAAGAAAGUUCCAACUUAAGCAAUAUAUGAAGUAAUUAGAUUAUCAAUGAUACAAAAAGUACAAUAUAAUGCUAAUUUAAUAAGGAAUAAACUUUAAAAUAAUAGUCGAUAAUAAGAAAAUUAAAGCAUGAUGCACUUGAUAAAUUUUCUGAAUUAGUGAGAAAAAAUGAUCUAGUUAAUUAGAAAUUUGUAUUUAAAAAGGUUUAUCAAUAUGAAGAAUCAUUAAAUAUAUUAAAAAGUAAUCUCUUAACAAUAGUUAAAUCAGAAAAAGUAUAUAAAAAAUAUAUUUAAGGAUUUUUAUGGUUGCAUAUUAACUUAAGUAAUUGAUAUAGAUUAAAUAGUCGAUAUUGGAUUUAAACUUUUAGAAAAUAUUAAUGUUCUUGAAAAACAAUUAUAAUUAUUAUAUAAGACUAAUCCAUAAAGUAAUGAAUGCGAUACAAUUUAUAAUAUAUUUCAUAAAUACAUCAAUUACAAUAAGAUGAGACCAAAAUUAUAUAGAAGAGAUGGUCAAUUGAUGUUAUAAUUUUUGUAAUAAAAUGAAAGAAUAAUAUAUGAUCCAGGAAGUUGUGUAAUAUAAAUUACAUUACUAUAACCUAGAGGAAAUGUUAUCAGAUACACAAGAACAUUUUAAAAAGCUAUAGGAUAUAAAGAUGAAGAGAUUUAGGAUUAAAAUAUAAAUAGAUUUAUGCCAUAGAUUAUAGCAAAUGAUCAUGAUUUGUAUUUAGAUAAUUUUGUUGAGAGAGGAAGAAUUAACGUUGUUCGAAAUGCAGUAAGAGUUAUUUUAGGUAAAACUAAAUCAUAAUUUGUUGUUCCAAUUAAUACAAGAUUAAGACUUGAAGCUAGUACUGAUGAAUUUGGAGCUACUGCUUUAAUUACACCUGUUAAUUUUACAUAUGGAUAUAUGAUGUUAAAUGAAAAUGGUUAAAUAGAAGAAUUAACAAAAAAUUUAUUUGAUGAAAUAUUCGAAAAAUAUUUAGGAGUUGAAUUAGAAUGUGUCAAAGGAUUGGACUGUUUGAUUUUAAUUCCUGAAUUAUCUAAAAUUUGGGAUCAAUUAUUUAAUGAAAAUUUUGAAAAACUUGAUAAACGAUUAGAAUGCCAUUUAAUUAUACCAAAUUUAUCUAAAUAAGUUUACAGAAGUAUGUAAAGUUCCAGAACUGCUGCUUGUAGUCGAUCUUCAUUAUAAUAAAGUAUUAUUAAAUCAAUUGAAAACUAAAACUUAGAUAAUGUUAUAUAUCAAAUAUCUUUGCAUCUUAUGAGUUUAACCACAAUCAAUUUAAGGUUUUUAUUAAUUAUUUAUUAUUAGAUUAAUCAUUUUAGAAAUGCCAGAAUACAAAUAGAUAUUCAAUUAAAAAGUGACUAGUUAAUAAUUAAUUUAAUUACGAAAUAGAUCUUCUUAAUUAUUAAAUUCUUCUACUUAAAAUGAAGUAAUAACAUCUAAAGGAGAUCUUUUAGCAUCAGCUAAUUCUUAAUAAUUUAAUGGAGAAAUCAAUGAAUGUGAUUUAGAAUAUGAAAAUUUUAUUGAAGAAUUGAAAAUGGUUGAAGAUUUAAAAAAUUAAUUAGCAAAUAUCAAUAUGAUAAAUACAACUCAUAAUUAAAACUCUACUCAAAGAUUACUUUUAAAAAGUGAACAUGUAUUUGAAGAUAGAGUUAUAGAACUUAAAAAUAACUUAAAUUAAUCAGAUAAAAGCAAUAAUUUAAGUGAUAAUGAAUCAGAAUUAAAAGAAUAAAUGUAAGAAUAAAAUCUUUAAUAUAAUUCUGGUUCUGUUGGAAGUAGAUCUUCUUAAAAUAAUACUACAGCAUUAAAAAGAUAGAUGAAGGAUUGUUUAUCAGAUAAUAGAGGUUUAAAUGUUCAAACUAAGUCAUUUUUAUUCUCUCUAUAUAUAUUAGUUAUAAUAGGAUAUUUUGUGAAUUAUUUAAUAUUGUAUUUUGAAUUUGAAAGCAUCAAAUAAGAUUAAAAUUAUGACAAUUUGCCAUUUGAAUUUUCAUAUUUUUAUAACGAAUUUGUUAUAGCUUAAUCAUUUAUUAAUGAAGAUAAUUUUAGUUUUGAAAAAUUAAGUGAAGUAUCAUUGAAGUUUUUUGUUGAUCAUAUUAAAGAUAUAGAUCAAACAAUAAUAAGAUUACCUCAUAUAAAUAUGGUUAAAAACUUUACAAUGAAAAGCAGAAUGAUAAUAAUAUUGGCAUAACUAUAAAAUGUUUAAAAGAUGAAUGAAAUAAUCCUUUAUUAAGAUUAUACUAACAACACCGAUCAAUUUAAAAUGUAAAUAAAUCAAAUUAAAGAUGCAGAUUCGACAAAUAAAUAAAUAGAUUUAGAAAUAUUGUAAAUCUUAAAAUUUUAAUUUUAGUGUUUUUAUAGAGGAAAUUAUUUUAAUCUUAUUUUUAAUAAGAUACUUUUAUUUAUGCUUAAAAAUAAUUUAAAUGAAAAAAAAGAUAUAUAAAUUAUUUUGUACUUUUUCAAAGGAAGUCAUUUAAGAGUAAUUUUUUUAAUUUAGUUCUCUAUAUAACCAAUUAAAUAAUACAAAGUUUAAAAAUCAUGAAACAGAUGAAGAGUAAUUUGAGAUAACUAUGUUGCGUUAAUAUUAAAAAACUGUAACAUCUAACAAGCUAGAUAAAAAUUAGAAAGUUGGAAAACAAAUUUCUGUAAAAUGUAUGUAAAAAUAUAUAUAAUUAAAUAGAAACAAACUCUGCACAGGUUUUCUUUUUUUUGUUUGUUUUUAUUUAUGCAUUUAUGUGUUCUUUUUAUUAUAUAGGAAGUUAUAUUCUAUUCGAAGAAACUUUAUAAAGUGUUUCAGCUAGAUAAAAUGAAAAAACAUAAUUUAAAAUUAUAAAUAAUGAGCUUGCUUAAACUUAUGCUUAAUAAGCUAUUUUAUUAAAUUAAACAAUAAUAAUUGAUGGAAUCCCUAGACAAAAUGAGAGUGUAGAAUACUUGAAGUCACUUACAACUAGUUUAUCCCAAUAUUAGGAAAGUUAUAAUAAGGAUAUAUAUAAUAUCCUCUCGAAUAAUAUAUGUGACUCAGUUUUCAAUUAAUUGUAUGAUAUUAUGUUUUAGAUUGAUAGUCAAUAUAACUAUUUAGAAUAUUCAAAUUUAUUUAGCUUUAAAUAAUGUCAGACUAUAAGUAAUCUUGAAAAAGGCUUAACUUUUGUUGUUUAAGAAUUGUACUCAAAUUAAUUUGAGUUUUUGUAAUUGCUUUAUCUGAAUGAUUAAUCUAUUUUUUCUUUAUAAGAAUUUUCUAGUAGUUCUUAAUAAUAAAUUAAGAGAUUAUAUGUUUAAUAUGGAUUUCAUGUGAUAGUUGAAUUGCUGACAAAUUAAAUUAAAUAGAUGGUUUAUUCUACAAUUUUAAUAAAUUCAAUUAUGAUUGGAUUUUCAAGUAUAAUAAUGAGUUGUGCUUUAUUAAUUACAAUUAAGACAAUUUUAAGGGUUAAGAACUAAUACAGACAAAGUAAAUAAUUACUUACUUUAUUUCCAUUUGAAAAAUUAAUGGAGAAUGCAUAUGUUAUAAGUUUUAUUAGUUAAGAUUUAAAUUUUUCGGUUUGA